AUGAAAAAUGUGCCAAAUGGACUCCCCUCUUCCCUCAAGAAAGAGUUGGAGAUGAGAAAGAAGGAUGACUUCAUCCUACAAGAUAAUUCCAGUCAGUCAUUACACAAAUACAAAGAAAAUGAAGAUAUUCAAUGGGAACUUGAUAACUCCAAUGAAGAGGUUGACCUCAGCUUAAGUAAAGAUGCUGAUAACAGUAACGAUGUAUCCGGGUAUGAACACCAGGAUACUAGUAAUCAAUCCUCGCAUAAUUUAUUCAAUAAUUCUCGAUCUUUCUCCAGGACUGGAAUGGAUUACAGGACUUGGCUCCAGCAAAGGAAAAAGCAAGAUCAAGAAGAUAUUUCUGAAGAUGCCCUUGGCUCUAAAUUUGAACUAACAAGGAAAACUAAUUCAACUAUUUUAGAAGAAAGUUCUAAAGCUGAAGAUGAUGAUUCGGUUAUUGAAAAGCCUACUCACCGUCAAAAGAAAAGCAAUACAAUAAAUCCUAUGCUUCUCUUGACUACAAGUGAUCAAACUUCUGUAAGAAAUCCUUCUUCAAGGGAUCUUGCAAAAGAGAAGGAUUCUAGCUCCCAUAUUGACCAAACUCAAAAUAGCUUUGGGAAAAAAUACCUUAAUAUGUCUUCAUUCAGGUCUUCUAAUGCAAGCGGAAUCCAAAGUGCAUAUCUAGCUCAGAAUAGCAAAUAUAAUAGUGACCAAACUUAUCAGAGUAAUAGCCAAGCUAUAAGUUAUCAAAAUGGAACUCAUUCUUCUGGGAUUAGCCAAGAGGAUGCCCCAUCUCAGACCUCAAAUAUAAAUGGAAAGCUUAAGAACACAAUACAUUGACAUUACAACAUUGGGAAUAUGAGUGAUCACUCUACUUCUGAUAUGGUCAUGCAUACAUCAAGUGAUGCUAGACCAGAGCACACACGAAGCGGAGAAAGUUUAAUGAAUAUCCAUACACAAAGUUUUGGAGCUACUGAUAAUAAUGAAGAAAUUAACACUUUGCAAGCUAUUAAGCAAACUACUUUCGGAAGAAUCAACCAUGAUUCACAAGAGUUUUCGAACAUUAGCAAUAGUUUUGUGCCUUAUGGAAUGCAAACUAACGAUCAAUAUUCAACCCUCCAAGGAAAUAACUUCCAAUAUGCAGACAAUAGUCAGAACUUCUACAGUGAAACUUCAAGAUUUUCAAACCCGAAUCAAUCAAAUUACUCAUCACAAAUCUCUCACCUAAGCGGGCCGUAUUCUUUAGAGGAUAAUGAGUCACAACUUCUUCAAAAUAAUCAGGAAAAUUACAACUCAAUGAACAUGAGUCCUCAGUAUCAGCCCUUCAACCAGAGAUUUAUUGUUAAAGAGCAGAUAAGAAUGAGAGAGCCUGCCAUUCAAAGCAAGAAAUUUGAUUACCAGCCGCCUCAGCUACCUCCAAACCCAGGAGAGAGUUUCAAAAUGACUUAUUACAACCAGAGUAAGAACAUUACCACUAAGAUGAGAGAACGCGUAAUGAAAAUGAUUGAAGAGAAGAAUGCUAACACAGAGCCUGAGCUUAGCAGCAGGAAUAGCUGCUUUAAACCCCCUGUUAAAGGAAAGAGCCGAAAUUUGAUGAAACAGCCCUCAUUAUUCUCAUUCUCUAACACAAGUUGUGAGGUAGCGAAUAAUAGUAAAGAAAAUGUCUCAAAGAAGCCAAAGCAGAAGAAAACAGAUCGGGUAUUCCAGUCUUUCUCUUAUAAGAAAAGGGAGCCGAAAUAUUCAGAAAUGGUGAAGAAUUAUGGAACUCAGAGAUCAAAAGUAGGUAAUUUCAAAAACUCAGGAGGAUCCGUAAAGCGUUCUAAAGGAGUAAAUAUCAGUCUGAAUAACUCAAUGGCCAGAUCAGAGAGAAGUUCAAAUACUAAAAGACCGAAAUCUGAAUCUAAGAACAAACCGAAAUUUAAAGAACUUGGAAUUCUCAAGCGGAAUCAAGAUUGGCUUGCUUGUAAAGAAAGAAAAUUAACUGCUGAAAGAGCGAAGAAGAAGGCUCAUGAAACUGAUGGAUGCACUUUUGAGCCAAAGAUUAAUAAAUACAAAAGCAAGAAUAAUCUUAAGCUUAGCUCAAGGACUAGUACAAGUGUUGGGGCUAAAACUAACAGAUCGUAUUCGGAGAUUCAUAGGAACAAGUAUAGCAAAGCAGGUUCCAUGAAUACCUCAAUGAGAAGUGAAACAUGUAAGUCUACCACAAGAGAAGAGGUCAAAAUGCUUGAUCUUUCUUUGAGAGAUUACCGGGAGGAAAAAUUUGAUCCAAAGUUUAACACUGUAUCUCUUGAACCAAUUCUUCCUGAUGCUAAUCUAAAUACUUUAGAAAAUAGCUGAAUUGAACCAAAGACACAGACCUAUGACUCAUCAUAUGAGUCUCUCAUUCUUAACAAGUCAUAUACUCAUCAGAAAAAGGAAAAGAAGAUGAAUACACCAGCAAUACCAAAGCUCCCACCAAGGUUCAUCAAGAAGAAGCUAGAUCCUAAAAGAAAGAACAAAGUAAUCAAUCUUGGGCAUCUACAAAAGCAACUAAGUGAGAGAUCUUUAAGUCGAGAUUCUAAAAAUGGCCAAAAAGAGCCAAUUAGGCAAGAAUACAUGAGCCAAUCUCAAGAACAAACAGGAUUUAAAUCUUUUAAUAAUGGUGAACAGGCCACAAUAUUUGAGCAAGAAAGGAAAUCUCCCUCCUUCGCACCUGAUAUUGAUGCUCAAGGGAAUUAUGAGCAUAAUCCUCAUCUUGAAGCAAGCUAUACAUCAGUCAGUCAGAUGACUACAGAAAGUGCUAUUGUCAAUAGGCUCCAAGAAGAAAUACUCAAUAGUAACGCUAGGACUUCUAGGAGAGGUCGCUAUAUCACCAGGAAGGAAAGGCUUAACAACCGUCUUGUUGACAUCAGCAAUACCUCUACAGAAUAUGACCUUGAUCAGUACAAACAUAGGCUUGAAGAAUCCAAAAAGAUGGUUGAAAGAUUAAGGACUAAAAAUACUUGAUAAUCUUCAUAGAAGAACUUGUUUCA
Messenger RNA from Moneuplotes crassus, 2990 nucleotides. NCBI's taxonomy places the organism in Eukaryota, Ciliophora, Spirotrichea, Euplotida, Euplotidae. The record is from the annotation of a GenBank genome assembly.